Messenger RNA from Armigeres subalbatus, 369 nucleotides. RefSeq names its product general transcription factor IIH subunit 5 (gene Tfb5). Lineage: Eukaryota; Metazoa; Arthropoda; Insecta; Diptera; Culicidae. The record is from RefSeq and is a predicted model, not a curated record. Gene Ontology annotation, cellular component: transcription factor TFIIH core complex; transcription factor TFIIH holo complex. Gene Ontology annotation, biological process: nucleotide-excision repair; transcription by RNA polymerase II; nucleotide-excision repair, preincision complex assembly. The transcript is spliced from 3 exons. The coding region runs from base 148 to 369 and encodes 73 amino acids.
UGCCGCUGCCGCAUUUUGUUGACUCGAUGGUUGUCAUUUGGGAAGAAAUUAUAAAUUAUUCUAAGCGAAUUUUAAUAUUUCAAAAAAGAUAUUAGUGCUUUGAAACAAGAAUUAACAACCGUAGGGAGGGAGCUUAAAUCGUCGGCAAUGGUGAAUGUAAUGAAAGGAGUGCUCGUUGAAUGUGACCCGGCUAUGAAACAAUUUCUGCUGCAUCUGGAUGAAACGCAAUCUUUAGGACGCAAAUUUAUUAUUCAGGACCUCGACGAGCGCCAUCUGUUCAUUUCAACUGACAUCAUCGAUACUCUCCAAGCUCGGGUGGACGAUCUCAUGGACCGUAUCAGUGUCUCCCUACACGAAAAGGAAGCUUAA